CCCGCUUCGCUAAAACCCUCAAAAACCUAACCGCCUCCUUCUACUGAUGCUUCUUUGUUUCCGAAGCUGUGAGAGAGAGUGUCGCAUUCUUAUGCCAUUCUUAUAGCGGCCAGGCGAAUAUGCUUUCCAUCAGUAACUGCACGAUCGAUUGGAAGCCGUCGCCAGUAGUAGCCCUAGCCACCAGCGUCGAUGACUCUCAGGUCGCCGCAGCUCGCGAAGACGGCUCGCUGGAGAUAUGGCUUGUAUCUCCUGGCUCCGUCGGCUGGCACUGUCAGCUGACUAUUCAUGGCGACCCAAAUUCAAGAGUCUCGUCGCUUGUGUGGUGUCGGGCUGGUUCGAAAGGUUUGCCUGGUGGCCGGUUGUUUUCGUCUAGCAUUGAUGGGUCAGUUUCAGAAUGGGAUCUUUUUCACUUGAAGCAAAAGACAGUGUUGGAUUCAAUAGGGUUUUCAAUCUGGCAGAUGGCUGUGGCACCCUUUAAUCAUCAUACAGAACCCAAAUCCCAGCAUAUUGAGAAUGGAUUUUUAAGUAAUAAUUUUGAUGACGGUAGUGAUCAUGAAACAAGUGACAGUGAAGAUGAUCCUGAUUCUGUUGAGCUGCAUGAGGAAUCAAUUUCUUUGGAUCUACCAGUAGCAUUAGCUUGUGAUGAUGGUUGCGUUCGAAUUUACAGUAUUCCCAAAUCAGAUGUGUUAGUUUACACUAAAACGUUGCCUAGGGUCAGUGGGCGAGUUCUAAGUGUGACAUGGAGUUGUGAUGCAAAUAUGAUUUACUCAGGGAGUAGUGAUGGGUUGAUAAGAUGCUGGAAUGCAAAACUGGGUCUUGAAAUCUACAGAAUUACAGUUGGGUUAGGAGGUUUGGGUAGUGGACCUGAGCUUUGUGUAUGGUCAUUACUCUAUCUAAGGUCUGGGACCCUUGUUAGUGCAGAUAGUACUGGUAGUGUUCAAUUUUGGGAUAGUCAGCAUGGAACUCUUCUGCAGGCACAUUCUCAUCACAAGGGUGAUGCAAAUGCUCUGGCAGCUGCUCCUAGCCAUAACAGGGUAUUUUCUUCUGGUUCUGAUGGCCAGGUUAUUCUUUAUAAACUCUCCAGUGACACAACUGAAUCCACUGAUUACAAUUCUUCUGACAUCAUGAAGAAAUGGAUCUAUGUUGGUUAUGUAAGAGCUCAUUCUCAUGAUGUCAGGGCUUUGACAGUGGCUGUACCUAUCAGCCAAGAAGAUCCGGUACCUCAUCAAGCAGUAAAAAGAGUUCGUUCUGGAGAAAAACCUAAUGAUCCAUUAACUGAUCAAGCAGUGAAAGGAAAAAGAGUUCUUCGUUCUAGAGAAAAGCCUAUUGAAUUUAGUUAUCAUAAAUGGGCCCAUUUGGGAGUUCCUAUGCUUAUCUCUGCUGGUGAUGACACGAAGCUCUAUGCCUAUUCUGUGAAGGAGUUCUUGAAGUUCUCUCCACAUGAUAUCUGUCCUGCACCUCAGAGACUACCCAUCCAGCUGGUGCUGAAUACGGUAUUCAACCAAACAUCAUUGCUUCUUGUCCAGGCUUCUAAUUGGUUGGAUAUCCUGCAUGUUCAGACAAAAAAUUCUGCCCGUCCUGAUAUGGCUUCUAAGGGUCUAGCGGCUAAACAUUUAUUGGCUCGAGUUAAGAGUAAGGGAUGUCGGAAAAUCAUUUGCAGCACUAUUUCUAAUUCAGGCGCGCUUUUUGCUUAUUCUGACCAUGUGAAACCCAGCCUAUUCAAAUUGAAAUGUAAAGUUGGUAAAAGUGAAUGGACUGUCAAUAAAAGAGAACUUCCUCAAAAACUACCGUAUGCGCAUUGCAUGGUUUUUAGUUAUGAUUCUUCGCAGUUCCUUAUAGCUGGGCAUGAUAGAAGAAUUUAUGUUCUUGAUGUGAGUAGCUUAGAACUAGUACAUGUAUUCACCCCCUGUCGUGAGAUGCAUGAUGAAGAAUUACCACCUGGUGAGCCUCCCAUAACUAAAAUGUUUACCAGUUUUGAUGGCCAAUGGUUAGCUGCUGUCAACUGCUUUGGAGAUGUCUACAUAUUCAAUCUGGAGAUACUGAGGCAGCAUUGGUUCGUAUCAAGACUGGAUGGUGCCUCGGUCACUGCUGGGGGCUUUUCUCCAUGGCAGAAGAAUGUGCUUAUAGUCACAACCUCGUCAAAUCAGGUAUAUGCAUUAGAUGUUGAGGAGAAGAAGAUGGGGGAUUGGUCAAAGAAGCAUACAUAUGGACUACCGAAGAGAUACCAAGAAUUCCCUGGAGAAGUUAUUGGUCUCUCGUUUCCACCCUCAAAUUCGUCUUCUGUUAUUAUAUAUAGUGCGAGGGCUAUGUGCUGGAUCGACUUUGGCAUGUCAGUGGAUGGAGAUGGUGACAACCGGAUGAUAAAUGGUCAGGAUACAGCGUUGAGAAAUUUACGCGAUAUUCCUGUGAACAACAAACUGAAACGUAAAUUGAGAGAGUGUCAAAUUAAACAACUCCUUGGUAGAAAAAAUUUUGACAUUUAUACUUUCAGAAAUCCUGUUUUAUUUAUCGGCCACCUUUGCGAAAAUCAUGUCUUGAUCGUAGACAAACCAUGGAUUGAAGUGGUUAAAACCUUUGACACCAAACCGGUACACAGACACAUUUUUGGGACUUAACUACUCUGUCAGAAGACGGAUAAUUUACAAUAUGAGGGAGAUGGAGUUUGACAAUCAAUCUCAUCAAUAUCAAGUGUUACACUUCCUUCAGUCUUUGUGGUCUGAAGUAUGUUGUGUACUGUAUUCUAUUUAAAAUUUUCAGUUAACAUGUUAAAUGUAGUUUUGUUUUGGUCUUCCAUAAUUCUUGAUGUCUCAGUUUAGAGGAACUAUGUUUUGUACAUCCAUCGAUUCUUUAUAUGAGUAAAAUCUUUUUGA
This is a messenger RNA of Ziziphus jujuba (common jujube), 2870 nucleotides long. RefSeq names its product WD repeat-containing protein PCN. NCBI's taxonomy places the organism in Eukaryota, Viridiplantae, Streptophyta, Magnoliopsida, Rosales, Rhamnaceae. The transcript is spliced from 12 exons. The record is from RefSeq and is a predicted model, not a curated record. The coding region runs from base 120 to 2615 and encodes 831 amino acids. Gene Ontology annotation, molecular function: protein binding. Gene Ontology annotation, biological process: meristem growth; meristem maintenance.